AUGCCGGCUGAACCCCGCGAGCGAGUCUGGUCGCAAGCGCUUCCCUUUCAACAAUUUCACGUGCUUUUUAACUCUCUUUUCAAAAGCUGCAUUCCCAAACAACUCGACUCGUCGAAGGAGCUUCACACGGGCGCGGACACCCCAUCCCAUACGGGAUUCUCACCCUCUAUGACGUCCCGUUCCAGGGCACUUAGAUGGGGACCGCUCCCGAAGCAUCCUCUGCAAAUUACAAUGCGGACCCCGAAGGAGCCAGCUUUCAAAUUUGAGCUCUUGCCGCUUCACUCGCCGUUACUGGGGCAAUCCCUGUUGGUUUCUUUUCCUCCGCUUAUUGAUAUGCUUAAGUUCAGCGGGUAUCCCUACCUGAUCCGAGGUCAACCUGGAUAA
Molecule: messenger RNA, 384 nt
Organism: Penicillium samsonianum
Lineage: Eukaryota; Fungi; Ascomycota; Eurotiomycetes; Eurotiales; Aspergillaceae
Exons: 2
Coding region: 1-384 (127 amino acids)
Source: RefSeq, a predicted model, not a curated record